UGUGUUUGGCUGGUGGGCAAGGGCGGCAGCCACUGGGAGGAUCGCAUUGACUAAUGGCAGGGGGACGAUGCCCACUCAGGGUCUCCCCUCCCUGAUGAUCAAAUAAAGGAUGCCUGUGAGUGGGGACCCGCCGUGGAGAACAGGGUCCGUUAGCGCCGCUUCUUUGUCUCAUCAGAUUCAAUCCCAACAACACCAUCACAAUACGAUGUGGGUGGGUUGCUUCCAGCCAUCCUGGCACUCGGGGCUCCCGGAUACUCGCAUCAGACCAAGCAGGCCUGGCGGUGCUGGUGUUCUAUUUUUACGGCGGCAACCCUACACAGGGCGACAUGGCAGCUCAGUCCAGUCUGGUCCAGUGACAGUCAGCAACUCAACUCACUCACUCACCCACUCACACCCCGGCAUACUUAGUCGCGGGAAGCAUGGCCCGGGGGGUUCCGUGGGAAGCGCAUAUUGGGGAAGCGGGUCCACCGCGACCCUGGGUAAGCAGCAUGUACCGGUAGGUACUGUACCUCAAGCAACGGAUCAUAUUAAUAGCAAACGAGAACCGAACCCGAACCCGACCCCGAACCCUGGACGAGCAACUGUAUCCCACUUGGCGGUGACUUUUCCGGCGAAUUCUUCCAGCAGUAGGGACGGACACUCCUUUCUUAUACCCUAGGGAUGAAGAAAGGAUAUGACACGUAGCGAGCUUCCCCCGGACAAUGGGGAGACGCGAGGAGACUGCUGCCCCUCUGGGCCAUGGGGUGUCACCAUGUCUCACUUGAAUUGG
Messenger RNA from Aspergillus heteromorphus CBS 117.55, 769 nucleotides. RefSeq lists its product as uncharacterized. The record is from RefSeq and is a predicted model, not a curated record. Lineage: Eukaryota; Fungi; Ascomycota; Eurotiomycetes; Eurotiales; Aspergillaceae. Bases 110 to 658 code for a protein of 182 amino acids. The transcript has a single exon.